Molecule: messenger RNA, 2508 nt
Organism: Trichoderma asperellum CBS 433.97
Lineage: Eukaryota; Fungi; Ascomycota; Sordariomycetes; Hypocreales; Hypocreaceae
Source: RefSeq, a predicted model, not a curated record
AUGUGGCUUCCAUGGACGGUCAACACUGAGCUCCUCAGCGGCUAUGCUGGAGCGGCCCUGCUCUGCGCUACGCUGGCCCAAUGGCUAUAUUCACCAGGGCUGGAGAUAUAUUCGGAGAUUUUAUGCUGGGCUAUUCUGCCCAUCUUGAUAAGAUGCCAGAAGAAACCAGAGCAUGGAUCAUUGUUAGGGCCGGCAGUCUAUGGGGAACCGACUGCACCAUCAUCGCCCUCAUCGUCGCAAUGGAUCUUUGCUGCGGGCAUUGCCGCAUUUUCAUUCAUUAAGAUGGAAACGGGGGCAAUUCAAUUUUUGCCAAUAUUGACGCCUCUUCUUUUGGCGACUCAGAGAUGGUUAGGAUCUGUUUCCAAAUUACCGGCUGGCCCAUUUUUACUUUUUAUGAACACAAUUUGCGGAGCCUCCCUUAUUUCUCUUUUUACCAUAUUCACUUUCUCAGAUUGGAGCAUUCAGGUAUCUCUAUCCUCUAUUAUUUUAGCGGCUGUUUUGUUUAUUGUAUACGCUGCUCUAUUGCCAAAAGGUGGAACGUUUUUGUGCCUUCCAUCUACCAACUUUGAACGCGCCAUACGACCUCUUUCGCCCCGAAUUGUUAUCUUGCUCUUUUAUAUGCUGUGUCUAUCUAUUAUUUUCACUGGAUUUGCUAGAGUCAACCUGAUUCAUAUGCUUCUUUUAGGCCUGCUAAAGGCCUUGUCUUGGUACUUCACAGCCAAAGUGGCUCAAAGUACAUCUUGGGUUAUAGCCACCACUAUUACUACAUUCUCAAUUGCAUCUACGAGUAAUCUUUCCAACAAGGCAUCUGAUGCUGAAGCCGCUACUUGGAUCUUAGCCGCAGCCAUAGCGCUUGCUCAAGUCAUUUCAUCGCUACCAAAGCAAGCGAAAUAUAAAUCGCUAUUAUGGAUAUUUGGCUUAAUCUCAUUUCUACCAUUUUUAUUAAACCUUUGGAUGAUUCGCGACUUGCAACAGUCCUCCAAGGUCUAUGGCCCCGAACAAGAGCAUCCUGUUGAAGCUCUAGUACGCAACAGUAAUAUUUAUUUUAAGAAUCUUCUUCAAAAGCAGUCUAAAAAUUAUCAGCAAGCUGUCACGGAAUACCAGCAUCGAUACGGGGUUAAACCUCCGCCUGGAUUUGAAGCUUGGUAUGAAUUCGCAAUUAGUCGCCAAUCGCCUAUAAUCGAUGACUUUGACGGUAUAUAUCAGGCUAUCCUGCCACUUUGGAACCUGAGCGGACAACAAGUACUUGAAAUAAUGAACCAAGUUUAUUCUUUUCCUAAAAGCGAGAUGUGGUUCUGCAUGUACUAUGGCGCAUACGCCCAAACACGGUGCAUGCACUCAGAUCGAAUAUACGACAGACAUAUUGAAUAUCAAUUUGAUAGACUACUACUGGGCUUCAACGGCGUUCUUCCCGACAUUAGAUUUCUCUUCAAUCAUUUUGAUGAACCGCGCAUUUUGAUGCCCACAUGGGAGGUAGGAAAGGCUGAUUCCUAUCCAUCGUUUAAUGUUAGAAACAUGUCGCAGCAACCUAUCUGGGAUGAAAUCACAAAGUUUUGCGCGUCUACAAAGAAGCUGAACAUUGCAGAAGAGAUAAAGAUUCCCACAGAGGUAUUUGAUAUGUCUUUCGUCACCAACCGCUCUUCUGCCAUUGAUCUCUGUGAGCACCCAGAGUACCGCAACAUGCAUGGCUUAUUUAUGAGCCCAGUAACUUUUUCUUUGGUCGAGGGACUUGUCCCAGCUCUUUCAACUGGUUCGCCUUCGACAAUGGGAGACAUUUUAUUCCCCAGUCCAGCAUAUAUCGAAGAAGAAUUUACAUAUGACGACACGAGAGAGAUUAGCUGGGAAGAGAAGAAGAAUAAUCUGUACUGGGCCGGGUCCACAACCGGCGCAUUCGCUUCAAGUGCAGAUUGGCCACGUUACCACAGACAAAGAUUUGUAAAACUGGUGCAGAAUGCAGAGCGCCAGCAGCAUUAUUACUUGCGGCAGAUCGGCGGAAUAAUGCAGCGUGUUGCAUCCUCGUUUCUAAACGGACGAUUGUUUGAUGUCUCUUUUACACGAAUAUUCCAAUGCGACCGAAAAUACUGCAGAGAUCAAGCGAAGACCUUUAAAAUUGGUAGAUGGGCUGAUAAAGACAAAGCCCUUCAAUCGCGACUGGUCUUUGAUCUCGACGGAAACGGCAUUAGCGGACGCUACUAUAAGCUGCUGGCAUCAAAAUCGGCACCGUUGAAGCAAACACUACUCAGAGAGUGGCACGACGACCGUCUCGUGCCAUGGGUCCACUAUAUUCCCGUUAGCCAAAGUUUACAAGAGUUACCAGAACUUGUCUUCUACUUAACAUCGACAGAAUCUGGUCAACAACGGGCUAGAGAAAUCGCAGAACGGGGGCGGGAUUGGUUUUUUAAGGCGCUGCGAGAAGCUGACAUGUCUGUAUAUACAUAUCGUCUAUUGUUGGAACUCGCGAGACUGCAGGAUCCGAAUAGACCAGCGGGGCUUCCUGCUGCUGAGUAG